CAAGGUAACAUAUAUGAAUCAACCUUGAGUUUUUACCACCCUCUUUUUAAUGGAUAAAAAGUAGACCGUUGAUUAAUGUGUCAUUCAUAGAUACACUUACGUGCUUUAUUGACCAUUGCAACAACAAAUAAACAAAUCGACUGAAAUACAUGUAGUAAUUUAUUAUUAAAUACAUUUACGGAAACACGUUUGAUCAUUCAUGUGGAGUUAAAAGUUUUAUUUACCUUCUUAAAUUUAAAUUGGAAAGCCGGAACACGAUUAUAACAUAAUAAAGUAGUAAGAUCUGUUUUUAGUGAUAUUUUGUGUUUGAUUAUUUUAAAGUUUAAUAACAGUUUAUCAAUUUAAAAAGGACUUAGUUCAUUCAGGAUGGUCUGUUUAGUGAUGAAAAAGUGGUGUUAUAUACCAUGAUAUAGGGAGAUGUUUGUUUAAACUCAAAUGUUAUUUGUGAGAAUAUAUAUAUACACGAAUUAUAAUUCGGAAACCAUUCAGAAUAUAUUGAAGCACUUGUAGCAAACUUCAAUGAGUAACUUAGAGAGCUUCGACCCUUUUCAGGUUUUUGAGGUAUCCCACUAUCCAUGUACAAUACUAUAUAUAAAAGUAGUGAGAGGAUACAAUAUAACUAAAGGAUGGGCUGCAGAUCUUAUGGAUACACCAGAUCCGUUCGUAUCGUUAUAUAUAAAGACAUCUCCAAACUGUUUGCAGAAGACGAAGACUGUAGAUAACGAAGUAAAUCCAGUAUGGGAUGAAACAUUUCAAUUCUACCUUGAUCCUAGAGAUAACAAUGAGCUUGAAAUUACCUUGAUUGAUGCUAACUAUACAAUAGACGAAACUAUUGGUAUGUGUAUCAUAAGUCUGAAGGAUUUACCAUAUGCAACAGAGAGAGAAACAAAAACUUUACAAUUCAAUAAGACGUCAGAAGUCGACAUUGAAAUGUGGGCAGUAUUAAGUGUCACGCCAGAUCUAAGAUUCAGUCUGACGUUAUGCGAAGAGGAACGAACAUUUUUAGCUCAAAGAAAACGAGUAAUUUUUGAGAGCAUGAAAAAACAGUUGGGUUCAGAUGCACCGAAAUCAUCUAGAGAGGUACCAACCAUUGGUGUGUUGGGAUCAGGUGGUGGUUUUAGAGCAAUGACAGCAUAUAGUGGCGUGUUUUCAGCUUUAGUUGACAGUAAAAUACUAGAUAUGACAACAUAUGUGUGUGGACUGUCAGGGUCAGCAUGGUAUUUAUCUCAACUGUACUCAAAUCCAGAAUGGCCAAAGAAAUCCCCAAAAGAAUUACAGCCACAGUUAAAAGACAAUAUAGAUUCUAGUCCUUUCCUGUUGCUUGGACCACGGAGCAUGUAUAAAUAUGUUAGUAAUAUUAUAGAAAAACGACGUCAAGGUCAACCAGUCAGUUUUACUGAUUUCUUUGGACACCUUGUUGGUGAAACUUUGCUACAUGAGAGAAUGAAUGCCAAACUUACAGACCAGAGAGAUAUAAUAGAAACAGGAGAGGUGCCAUUUCCAUUAUACACAUGUUUACAUGUAAAGAGACAAGUCUCUGCUAUGAUUUUCCAUGAAUGGAUGGAAUUUUCCGCUUAUGAAAUUGGUUUACCAAAAUAUGGAACAUUUAUGAAAACUGAACAUUUUGGUAGUAAAUAUUUCAUGGGGCAACUAGUACGAAAACAUCCAGAACCCCCACUUCAUUUCUUACAAGGUAUUUGGGGGAGUGCAUUUUGUAUUCAACUAAAACGACUCCUGAAAGAUGACAAGAAAGUAAUGAAUGAAUGUCGUUCAUCUUUUGAUGAGAGGGAAGAAAUGGCAAAAGAGCUAUUAGACGAUAUGGGAAAUCAAACUGAUGACGAUAGUGAAUCAAGUGAAAGUGAGGAUGAUACCGAUGACAAGAAACAGAAUGACAAAAGAAAGAAUAAAACAAUAAAGAAAGAAAAUAAACCCGAUAAGAAGGAUCAUUCGUUUUGGAAAAGUGUUCUGGGAACAGUAUUUGAUGCUAACUCGUGGAUAAAUUCUAUAGAAGGAAGAGCUGCAAAAGUACACAGCUUUAUGAGAGGAUUAUCCCUGUAUAAGGUGUACCCCUUUUCACCAUUUACAUCUAUAAAUGAAGAGACCGCAGAUCAGUUUGAUGGCAUUUUUGAACUAUUUCCAACCACAAUGAAAAAGCUCUACGUUGUUGAUGGAGGAUUGACAUUCAAUUCGCCAUACCCGUUGUUGUUAAGGCCACAGAGACAAGUAGAUCUUAUCUUGUCGUUUGAUUUUAGUGCAAGACCUACUGAUGAUACACCACCAUUUAAGGAAAUCAAGAUUGCAGAACACUGGGCUCACAAGAACAAUGUACCGUUUCCACCAAUAGACGUCAAUAUAAUGGAAAAGGAAGGAAUUAAAGAGUGUUAUGUGUUUGAAGAUCGGAAAGAUCCUAAAUGUCCUACCAUCUUACAUUUUGUUUUGUCGAACAUAAAUUUCCGGAAUGAGACACAACCAGAUGUACCAAGGCAAACAGAUGAAGAAAAAGAGUUUGGUGAUUUCCAACUAUUUGACGACCCAAAACGACCAUAUUCGACUUUCAACUUUAAUUAUUCUCAUCUGGCGUUUGAAAGGAUAACUCAAUUAACUGAAUAUAACACUCUGCGCUUUAAAAAUCUAAUUAUGGACAAGGUUCGAGAAUGCGUGAGGAAAUAUCAGGAUUCAACAAUUCGAAGACCAAUUAAACUACAAGAUAUAAAGAAAUUAAGACUAGGAGCAAAGGAUAAGGAGGAUAGAUUAAAACAGUUUGUCGAAUCUUUUGAUACCCCUGAUUCAUGAUUGAUAAACUUAGUGCAGUUUUUGAACAUUGAUUGCAAGCCUAAGAAGAAAGUUAGGUGCUUAUGUUGGUUUUUGCGCAGUUUUUGAACUUUGAUUACAAGCAUAAGAAGAUAGUUGGGUGCUUAUGUUGGUUUUUGCGCAGUUUUUGAACAUUGAUUGCAAGCAUAAGAAGAUAGUUAGGUGCUUAUGUUGGUUUUUUUCAAACACGAAAUGUUAUGAUUGUGGGUAAUAUAAUAGUUGUAUUUUCUUACAACAUACUACAUGCAGUACCUAUACCAUGGGACUGACAGUGUGCUUUGGAUAAGAACUGAAGAUUAUAUGAUAUGUUCAGGCGAACCUUGAAAUGUUCUACAGACGUUAAGUAAACGAUUGAACAUGAUAAUAAUUUGAACAGUUUGAAAUGCAUUAGAAAUAGUUGUAUUUAUUUUUUACAUAUCUACAUUUUGUUUUCGUUUAAUACCAAUAAUAUUUGUUUUUACAUGUCUGUAUUUUGUGUUCGUUACCUAUGUUAUAUUUUUACCUGUCUACAUUUUGGUUCUCUACCCAUAUCAUUGUUGAUGUUUUUUCAACUAUUUAUUAGAAACCGACUCAAAUCCAAAGGGAUGGCAUUGAUAGAAAUGUUUUUGUUAAACUAAUUUGUUCUUCAUUGUUUAUUCCUGAGCGAUGUUUUGCAAUGUUUUACCUCUAGUUUUAGUAGUCAUUCAGACAUUUUUAUGUUAUCUUUUUAAAAGUGAAUUCAUUUUAUCUGUUUUUCUUAUAUCUGUUUUUCUUAUAUUUGUUUAAUAAUUAUCUCUUGUUUUUUAAAUAAAGAUAUCUAAAAUAAA
Mytilus trossulus (common blue mussel) is the source of this 3617-nucleotide messenger RNA. RefSeq names its product cytosolic phospholipase A2-like. The record is from RefSeq and is a predicted model, not a curated record. The coding region runs from base 520 to 2793 and encodes 757 amino acids. Gene Ontology annotation, molecular function: calcium ion binding; calcium-dependent phospholipid binding. Gene Ontology annotation, cellular component: cytosol. NCBI's taxonomy places the organism in Eukaryota, Metazoa, Mollusca, Bivalvia, Mytilida, Mytilidae. Gene Ontology annotation, biological process: glycerophospholipid catabolic process. The transcript has 17 exons.